Molecule: messenger RNA, 1415 nt
Organism: Anarrhichthys ocellatus (wolf-eel)
Lineage: Eukaryota; Metazoa; Chordata; Actinopteri; Perciformes; Anarhichadidae
Product: cytochrome c-b-like
Exons: 3
Coding region: 91-408 (105 amino acids)
Molecular function (GO): electron transfer activity; heme binding
Source: RefSeq, a predicted model, not a curated record
UGAAUAACUUGUGCCCGAGUUCGUAAGAAGCCAAAAGCUGAGGAAAUACGUCUCAAUAAGUCCGCAAAAUAAACACCGACAAAAGAAACCAUGCCUGUAGACCUUAACAAAGGCAAGAAGGCAUUUGUCCAAAAGUGUGCCCAGUGCCAUACUGUGGAUGAGGGUGGGAAGCACAAGGUGGGGCCUAACCUUUGGGGUCUGUUUGGACGCAAAACCGGCCAGGCAGAGGGCUUCUCCUACACUGAUGCCAACAAAAGCAAAGGCAUUACCUGGAAUGACGACACCCUGAUGGUUUAUUUGGAGAACCCCAAGAAAUACAUUCCAGGAACAAAGAUGAUCUUCGCUGGCAUCAAAAAGAAGAACGAACGAUCCGACCUUAUAGCGUACCUUAAGUCUGCAACUUCAUAAAGAACACUUUGUCGGCGCGUCUUUGCCAGUUUUCGUGCACUUACAAACUGAACUGGUAAAGAGGCCAGGACUUGUCUUUCUGUCAAAAUCAGGCAUGACUGGCAACCAAUCUCCGACUGGUAAAGACAUGAUAGGUUUCCAUCUUUGUCACAGCUGUACUUCUGUUUCUCCUCCUCCUUUUGUGGUGGAGAAAAUGAUAUCCCCUGGUUUUAACAGGUUCCUUUUCUAGCAUGAAUUAUUAAAAUGUAUACUGUGUAUUCAGAAUGUAGGGACUGAAAGCUUUGUAUUCUAUUUUCUUAUUGUCAUCCAGGAUUUUUUUUGUCAGUACUUUCUUGAUUUAUAAUCAAGCUGUCUUAAAAACUGUCCGUUCCAAGAAUGAAUAUGCCAUGUCUGCUUCCAAUUUGAUGAUAUCUCAACGGUCUUUUAAUGUCAUUAUUGAAUGUGCAAGUUAAAUAGAAGACAAGAAACAACACUAAACGUUUAUUCUUUUUCUUAUUUGUUUGACACAAUGUUCCUAGAAGUGAAUCUGGUUGGGUGUCUUAAAAAAAAUAAUAAUGACCAAGUACUGGGUGUGGAUGUAUCAUGUCAGGCUGACAUGGUGUUCUUGUUUCUACAGUUUUGGCUCAUGUAGAUUCCUGAACCAAAUUAGUGCAAUAUACUGUAGAAGAAAGAUGCCUUUUUCCUCUGUAAAUGAAGCAACUUUAUAUUUGUAGCUUCAAAGAGCCUAUUUGAAUUUGGAAGCUGAUAUAAAAAGUCACAAAUGCCUCCCAUUUUUAAAGAUGUUGGUUAGAGUUUGUUUUGCCUCGGUGAAAACUCGAUGUUGGGUUACAGAUGUUGUCUGGCUAACAGUUACUAAGUGCAUUUGUUAGGAAACUGCAGGUAGAACGGCUGGUACAAUUAUUUAAAAAAAAAAAAAAAAAAAAUGUGUUUUGACCUGUGUCAUGAGCUAGUACCAAAUACCAGAGCUUUCUAUAGAACGCUUUUGUUUAAACUCCUUUUUCUAAACG